Neodiprion virginianus is the source of this 3215-nucleotide messenger RNA. Its product is annotated as presequence protease, mitochondrial. Bases 67 to 3120 code for a protein of 1017 amino acids. The record is from RefSeq and is a predicted model, not a curated record. Gene Ontology annotation, cellular component: mitochondrial matrix. Gene Ontology annotation, molecular function: metal ion binding. NCBI's taxonomy places the organism in Eukaryota, Metazoa, Arthropoda, Insecta, Hymenoptera, Diprionidae. Gene Ontology annotation, biological process: protein processing. The transcript is spliced from 2 exons.
CGAGAUAGUCAUAAGAACGCAUGUCCCCAUUACCGAGCAGCGGAGUCAAAAGCCGGGUUUAUAGCGAUGUCUCGCCUCCUCGAGGUGGCCUGCAAAAGAGGGUUGCUGAGACGGCGGUCACAAUUCGGCAUCGCUCGAGCCUCUCUCGACGCGCGAGUCGCCGUCAGCGGUAAACCACUCGUCGACGCUUAUAAGGAGGGUCAGAAUAUCCACGGAUUCCGCGUCAACCAGGUUGCCGAUGUGGAAGAGUUGAACCUGACUGCCGUGAGAUUGGAGCAUCUUGCGACUGCUGCGCAGUACCUCCAUCUGCGACGAGAAGAUGGGAACAAUGCUUUCGCUGUCGGGUUCAGAACGACUCCAACCGACUCGACGGGACUUCCGCAUAUCUUGGAGCAUACAACCCUCUGCGGGAGUGAGAAGUUUCCUUGUCGUGAUCCAUUUUUCAAAAUGCUGCGUAGGUCUCUUGCGACCUUCAUGAACGCAAUGACUGGUCCAGACUACACAGUCUAUCCAUUUUCAACCCAGAACCUGAAGGACUUCAGGAACCUACAGGCUGUUUAUCUGGACUCCGUUUUCAAACCAAACUUGAGGCUUCUAGAUUUCAGACAAGAAGGCUGGCGCCUUGAACAUGCCAACGUCAACGAUAAGACGUCGCCUAUCGUCUUUAAAGGUGUUGUGUUUAAUGAGAUGAAAGGCGCAUUCAGCCAGAAUGAGAGCAUUUUUGCCGAACGUCUUCUCAAUUCUAUCUUACCCAGUCAUACUUACGCAGUAAUAUCUGGUGGAGACCCUCUUGUUAUACCCCAGCUCACCCAUCAAGAUCUAGUCAACUUUCACGCUAAAUACUACCAUCCCUCCAAUGCUCGCUUUUUCUCUUAUGGCAAUUUCCCUCUUGAAGAUCACUUGAGAUUUGUAAAUGAUGAAUAUCUUUGCAAGUUCGAUCAUGUUGACGCAUCAGCGACCAGGGUACCACCUGAAAAACGAUGGAAUCAACCUAAAUCGAAACAUAUACAAUGCAGGCCUGAUCCCAUGGCUACAGAUCCGGAGAAGCAGAGCUCUAUCGCAGUUGGCUGGCUGUGUUCUGACAUCACUAAUGUUCAGGAAACUUUUGAGUUGUACGUUCUCUCACAGCUUCUUCUGAAGGGUCCAAAUUCUGCAUUCUAUAAGUCGCUGGUGGAGCCAAACAUUGGUGGAGGUUUCAGUCCUGUCACUGGAUACGAUUCCCAUUCCAGGGAUACCACUUUUGUUGUUGGCUUACAAGGCGUUUCGCCACAAGAUUUUUCCAAAGUUGAUGAAAUCGUUCAGAGCACUGUAGCCCAUGUUGUGAACAAUGGAUUUGAACAGAGCCAUGUUGAGGCUGUUCUUCAUGGUAUAGAACUGAACAUUAAACACCAGACUUCUAACUUCGGACUCAAUCUAUUACUGAGCAUGACUCCGCUCUGGAACCACGAGGGUGACAUUGUGCAAGCAAUGAAAGUGAAUCAAGCAGUUGCCACGCUUAGAAAAUCCCUAGAACGCAAUCCUAGACACCUAUGUGAUCUAGUGAACAAAUAUCUCAAGGAAAACAAGCACAGGCUUACAUUGACAAUGUCACCAGACGAGACAUACGAAGAACAAAAGAAUGCCGCUGAGCGUGCUAUCCUUGCCCAAAAAUUGGAUCGCCUCUCUCCUCAGGAAUUUGAUAAGAUCUUUGAAGAAGGACAGGCACUGGUUGCAGAACAAGAGAAAAAGGAAGAUACAAGCGUACUGCCCUCCUUGAAAAUUGAAGACUUAGAGGACGACAUACAACGUGUCCCCCUUAUUGACCUUCAUGUAUCCGGUGUUCCUUUACAACUCGCCAUUCAACCGACUAAUGACGUCACCUACUUCCGAGGAAUCCUAAACAUUGCGGAUCUCGAUGAUGAGCUCAAAGAUUUGGUCCCACUUUUUAAUACAAUUGCCGCAAAGAUGGGUACUGCUAACUAUGACUACAGAACUUUCGAUCAAAUGACACAGCUCAAAACAGGUGGUCUGAGCCUCUCCCAUCAUAUCGCUGAGCUGAAGAAUCACAUAUGUAAAUUCGAGGAGGGGAUCCUCUUUCAGUCGUAUUGUUUGGACAGAAACUCUGCUGAUAUGUGGAAGCUGUGGGAAGAGCUUUUCAAUAACGUUGAUCUAACCGACAUGAAGAGGUUUGAAACCUUGGUGAAGGUGACAGCAGCCAAUGUGGCGAAUGGAAUUGCUGAUUUAGGACAUAUAUAUGCGCUAAGCAGCUCGGCCAGCCUUGUCUCGCCGAUAGCUAGGCGUCGCGAAAGCUUAUCUGGACUUGACUUUGUUGAAAAAAUGAAGAGAAUUGCCCAGGCUGAAGAUUUGAGCCCUGUACUUAGCCAAAUGCAGCAGAUUGCCAAAAAAAUUUUAAAUAAAAAGCAGUUGAGGUCAGCUCUCAAUUUAUCGUCAGGUAGCAAGGAUAAUAGCUUGCUCGAGAUCCAGUCUUUCUAUGAGAAACUGCAGGGCGAAGCGGCACUAAAGUCACGUCUUAUUACCGACGGAAAAGGGCUGGUGCAAGAGAACCAAGGCAUUCAUCAUGUUCUUCCCUUCCCAGUGAACUAUGCCUCCAAAUCCAUACUCACUGUCCCCUAUCAGGAUUCACGCUUUGCAGCUCUACGAGUGCUCUCGAAGCUUGUUACCUCUGUUUAUCUUCACCCUGAAGUGAGAGAAAAGGGGGGUGCUUACGGAGGUGGUGCAAAACUGUCCUCAGAUGGUGUAUUUUCGUUUUUCUCAUAUCGAGACCCGAACUCCACACACACUCUGGAAGCAUUCGAUAGAACGUACGAAUUCCUACAAAAGUACACACUGUCUCAAGAAGAGAUCGACGAGGCUAAGCUGGGCAUUUUUCAACAUGUAGACUCUCCCGUGCCACCAGGACACCAGGGAAUGACAAAGUUUAUCCAUGAUCUGUCAGACGACGAAGUACAGUUACACAGAAUUCAGCUGAAGGCUGUUACCAAAGAUCAGUUGAUGGCUGUUGCUGAGGAGUUUCUUAAACCAGAAUCGACAGGGGUUCUGAUAGGCAGAUCGCUGAUAGGACGCCCAAAUCCAGCACUUCAAGAGCGGCCUGAAAAGUGGACAGUCGUUUCACACCAAUAGGAGACUGUGGGGUAGCUCAAAUCGAAUAACAUAUUAAUUGUUUUCAUUUAACUUCAAUAAAUUAUCCAACUGUUUACAAUUUUCUAGUGAAUCGA